GGCCCCAGAAAGUCUUUGCUCGGCCCUGUCAGGCGUUAAAACACUGUAAAAUACUGCAGACUGUCCACACAGAUUAUUGAGUGAACUACAGUUACCACAGACACACUAACGUUUCGGUCCCUGUGGAGAGCAUUAAGCGGUUUUCGCCAGGCUUGUUUGUCGCUUCCGUUAGGUCUCAGUAUGCGGAACUCCCUGCAGACUGAUGAUGAUGAAGAGGAUGUUGUGAAGGCAGGUUGUAACUGACUGAGCCACCCGUUCAUCGAGCCGAGAGGCGGACACACACUUCGCAUCAUUUAUUUACGCUGCGAACCAGUCACACGGAGUAGCUGCCGCCCAUUUCAGCCGCUGUUUCCAGUCCUGUACCGUGAACCCAAGAAAAGAGGGCUGAAUCGGGACAAACCGCGCUGCCUCUCCCCCUCUGUGACCGCGGAGGGCACCCACCACCCAGGCCGUCAUCAGCAGCUGGUUUCGCAGCGAGCGUUAGCCGCUAACCGGCUAAUGCCACCAGGUUUGACUCCAUCGUUUUCUGACCCGUCACAAUGAUAAACGAGGAGCUGUGUUUCAACUUUACACCUGAACUUUCCCAGAUGUGAUGGAAAGGCAGCACUGACUCAAGAGGGAACAUAAAUCCUGGAUGCCGUGACACACAGGACGUGGUCAAUCCAAGAUGGAGAAAAAGAAAAUGUGCCCUCGCCUUCUCGACUACUUGGUGGUGGUCGGAGCAAGGCAACCAAGUAGUGACAGUGUGGCCCAGACACCUCAGCUCCUCCGCCGCUACCCGCUGGAGGACCACCACGACUUCCCGCUCCCACCAGACGUUGUGUUCUUCUGCCAACCUGAAGGCUGCCUAAGCAUACGUCAGCGUCGGGUUAGCCUUCGUGACGACUCCUCAUUUGUUUUCACACUGACAGACAAGGACUCAGGAAUCACCCGCUACGGAAUCUGCGUCAACUUCUACCGCUCUUUUCAACGAGGGCAUCACCGAAGUCGUGGGGACAAGAGCGGCCACACAGAGACAGCAACACAGGCGGCGGAGACCGCUAGUGAUGGGUCUGACGGUGGUGGCGGAGGUCCUGCCUCCACGUUAGCUCCACCUAACAAUGCUGAAUCAGCACCGCCACCCGCCUCCGGAGAAGAGAGCGGACAACCAGGGGCCGAGCUAAAUGCCAGCAAGUCCCCACAGCACAGACGGAGCGCUGCUAAGGUUGCAGCCAGGAAUCGCAACAGCACGCUGACCUCGCUGUGCAUACUCAGCCACUACCCCUUCUUCUCCACCUUUAGGGAAUGUUUAUAUAUUCUCAAGAGGCUGGUGGACUGCUGCAGUCAGAGGCUAACUCAGCGAGCUGGGCUCCCUCGCGCAACCCAGAGGGACACCAUGUGGCGGGUGUUUACUGGGGCGCUGUCGGUAGAAGAGAAAGGCAGCCAGCUGCUGGCUGAUCUGCGUGAGAUUGAAUCCUGGGUGUACCGGUUGCUUCGUUCACCGGUACCAGUGGCAGGUCAGAGGCGUGUGGAUGUGGAAGUCCUGCCCCAUGAACUCAAGCGGUCACUCACCUUUGCCCUGCCUGACAACUCCCGCUUCACCAUGGUCGACUUCCCCCUGCACCUGCCCUUGGAGCUGCUGGGCGUGGACGCCUGUCUUCAGGUCCUCAGCUGUGUCCUGCUAGAGCACAAGGUUAUUCUUCAAUCUAGAGAUUACAAUGCUUUGUCUAUGAGCGUCAUGGCCUUCGUGGCUAUGAUCUACCCUCUGGAGUACAUGUUCCCUGUCAUCCCCUUACUGCCAACGUGCAUGGCCUCUGCUGAACAGCUCCUUCUUGCCCCCACUCCCUACAUUAUAGGUGUACCAGCCAGCUUCUUCCUCUACAAAGCUGAUUUCAAAAUGCCAGAUGAUGUGUGGCUUGUGGAUCUUGACAGCAGCAAGGUUAUAGCACCCACCCAUGCAGAGAUUCUACCACCUCUUCCAGAGCCUGAAGCAGGCGAGCUUAAGAAACAUCUUAAACAGUGUCUGGUUAGGUUGACCGUGAUCACCCAAAAGCAGAUCUUCUCCUCUGAAAAUAAGGCCUUGGCCAGUAUGAGUUUGAACACCCAGCCCAUCCUGAACCUGGAGAAGUUCCAGGAAGGUCAGGAGAUGCCCUUGCUGCCACCUGGACGAGAUAAAGCUUCACCGUCCUCCACAGAGUUCAACCCUCUGAUUUAUGGCAAUGAUGUUGACUCUGUGGAUGUAGCCACCAGGGUCGCCAUGGUACGGUUCUUCAACUCCCCAAAUGUUCUCCAGGGGUUCCAGAUGCACACUCGCACCUUGCGCCUCUUCCCUCGGCCUGUUGUGGCUUUUCAGUCGUCUUCUUUUCUUGCAUCUCGGCCACGACGCUCUUGCUUUGCAGAUAAACUUUCUCAUACCCAGGCUGUGGAGUUCUAUGGAGAAUGGGCUCUGAAUCCCACCAACCUUGCCUUCCAGAGGAUACAUAACAAUGUGUUUGACCCCUCCUUAAUUGGAGACAAGCCCAAGUGGUACGCUCACCAGCUGCAGCCGGUGAACUACCGAGUGUACGAUGGAAGCUCUCAGCUGGUUGAAGCUAUGGCUGGUCCUUUGGAGGAUGAAGGCAACGAGUCUGACCCGACAGACAGCGGUAGUGACAGUGAGGCAUACGAUGACUCCAGCUCAUCCUAUUCGUCACUGGGAGACCUUGUGAGUGAGAUGAUCCAAGGUGACAUCCAGGGAGACACUUCAAGCAUGGACCCGCUUACCCAUGCUGCUCUGGGAGACGCUAGUGAGGUUGAGUUUCAGGACUUCCAUGACUUCAGGGAAGGUCAGGGCUCGGAGGGUCCAUCAAGUGGGGACGGACCUGCUGAACCCUCUGACGGACAACCUCUUCGCUCAAGCUCCAGCACAACUGCAAGCUCAAGUCCCAGCACAAUCAUCCAGGGAGUCAACCAAGAGCCGGGGGAAGUACCUGAAAUUGAAGCGUCAGCAGGUGCAGCUUUACAGAACCCCGUCUCUGGACUGGGCAGUCAGCCAUUUCUCAGACCUCCAGCUGAUGCUGGCCUGGCGGACCCAGCCAACAAAAAGCAAGAGUAUGACAACCCGUACUUUGAGCCUCAGUAUGGCUUCCCCUCAGAGGAUGACCCUGAUGCAGAGGAGCAAGUGGAGUCAUACACCCCUCGAUUCAACCAGAACCUCAAUGGCAACAAGGUGCAGCGUCCUUUACGUCCCUCUAGCCUGAGGCUUCCGGGAGAGUCUGACGGGGAGGGAGACUCCCGCAACAGCUCGCCAAACUCCACCAUUUCCAACAGCAGCAAUGAUGGAUUUGGAGGACUCAUGUCUUUUGCCAGCAAUCUCUACAAGAACCACGGCACCAGUUUCAGCCUGUCUAACCUUGCCCUUCCCAACAAGGCAGCGAGGGAGAAAACGCCUUUCCCCAGUCUAAAAGUAUUUGGGCUAAAUUCUCUAAUGGAGAUAAUUACAGAGGCCGGCCCGGGGAGCGGAGAAGGUGCACGUGCACCUCGAGCACUUGUGGACCAGAAGUCUUCCGUAAUCAAGCACAGUCCAACAGUGAAGAGAGAGUCACCCUCUCCUCAGGGUCGAGUCAACAACACCAGUGAGAACCAGCAGUUCUUGAAGGAGGUGGUGCAGAGUGUUCUGGAUGGUCAGGGAGUUGGCUGGCUCAACAUGAAGAAAGUGCGCCGCCUUUUGGAGAACGAGCAGCUUCGUGUUUUCGUGUUGAGUAAGCUGAACAGAGCUGUCCAGUCGGAGGAAGAUGCCAGACAGGAGAUCAUACGUGAUGUGGAGGUGAGCAGAAAGGUGUACAAAGGCAUGCUGGACAUUUUGAAGUGCACCGUCUCCAGUCUGGAGCACUCGUACACUAACGCAGGCCUCGGGGGAAUGGCCAGCGUCUUCAGCUUAUUGGAAAUAGCGCGCACACAUUAUCAAACCAAAGACCCAGAAAAACGCAAGCGAAGCCCCACAGACAGUGCCGGCAGCCCGGGGAGUAAAGAGAGUCCUUCUGGUCGUAUGGAGACGACCAGGCCUCAGGGCCUUCUGAACGUUCCCCACCUGCAGCUGCCGCACCACCCAACGGGCAAAGGAGCCCGCCAUUUUGACACCCGGAGUCUGAACGAGGAGAACUUUAUUGCCUCGAUUGAAUUGUGGAGCAAGCACCAGGAUAAGCAAAAAGCUAUGGAAAAACCACAGAGGUCUGACGGAGUGAAGCAGCAGCGCCCCCAAGUGACGGAUGCAGAGGAGAAGAAAUCACAGAUGAGUGCUGACAGUGGCCUCAGCGUCACAUCUGGAUCGCAGAAGAGCGACACAGAGUCAGUAACGAGCUCGGAGCCACCGAUCCUGACAAGAAGCACCAGCCAGGACUCAGAGGCCAGCACAGUGAUAAGCAACAGCUCUGGAGAAACUCUGGGAGCUGACAGCGACCUGAGCAGCACAGCAGGCGACGGCCUUGGAGGAAGAACUGCUGCUCAUUUAGCUCAGUCCAGAGGGACUCUUUCUGACAGCGAGAUUGAAACCAAUCCAGCCACCAGCACAGUGUUUGGAAAGACUCACACUCUGAAACCAACUGCAAAAGAUCAUGCACAUGCUACAGCAAAGAGCCAGCCUGCUCAGCCCAUGGAGGACAUCAGUAUGAGGAUUUACCUCUGUGAAGGCCUGCUGGGGCGCGAUAAGAGCUCCGUUUGGGAUCAACUAGAGGAUGCUGCCAUGGAAACCUUUUCUCUAAGUAAGGAGCGCUCCACUUUGUGGGACCAGCUGCAGUUCUGGGAGGACGCCUACUUGGAUGCUGUGAUGCUGGAGCGUGAAGGCAUGGGCAUGGAUCAGGGACCUCAGGAGAUGAUCGAAAGAUACUUGUCUCUGGGAGAGCACGACCGCAAGCGCCUAGAGGACGAUGAAGACAGACUUCUGGCCACCCUGCUGCACAAUAUGAUUGCAUACAUGCUCAUGUUGAAGUUGAACAAAAAUGACAUCAAGAAGAAAGUGAGGCGUUUGAUGGGGAAGUCCCACAUCGGCCUCACGUACAGCCAAGAGAUCAAUGAGAUACUGGACAAACUGGCCAACAUGAAUGGCCGUGAGCUGCCCAUUAGGCCCAGUGGAAGCCGUCACAUCAAGAAGCAAACGUUUGUUGUACAUGCUGGCACUGAUACCACAGGAGACAUCUUUUUCAUGGAGGUCUGUGAUGACUGUAUAGUCCUGCGCAGCAACAUCGGCACAGUGUACGAGCGCUGGUGGUACGAGAAGCUCAUCAAUAUGACUUACUGCCCCAAGACCAAGGUGCUGUGUCUGUGGAGACGCAACGGCCAGGAGACGCAGCUCAACAAGUUCUAUACCAAAAAGUGUCGUGAACUCUACUACUGUGUUAAAGACAGUAUGGAACGAGCUGCAGCGAGACAGCAAAGCAUCAAACCAGGUCCCGAGCUGGGCGGAGAGUUUCCUGUCCAGGACAUGAAAACUGGUGAAGGUGGACUGCUGCAGGUCACACUGGAAGGAAUCAACCUCAAAUUCAUGCACAGCCAGGAGCGGAAGGUUUUCAUAGAGCUGAGUCACAUUAAAAAGUGCAAUACAGUGAAGGGAGUCUUUGUCCUGGAGGAAUUUGUUCCUGAAACUAAAGAAGUGGUGAUCCACAAGUACAAGACCCCCAUGGCACAUCAGAUCUGUUACUCGGUCCUCUGCCUUUUCUCCUACGUGGCGGCAGUGAAGGGGAAGGAGGCGGAAGGAAAACCCAAGAUUCUGUCACCGCGACCCCUUCCUAGCUAGUCUACGCCCUGCGCCCUCUGCCCCCCCUCCCCCACAUCCUCGGUGUGCCUCUCUACUUGAAACGGCAUCUCAGCUCUAAAACCACAGACUUCUGACAAUCCCUAACUUUACUCUAAGCACACACUUCCCGCUCCCUCCUCUUGUAUAUACAAGCCUCAACCCUUUUUAGACCCUGUUGUGUAGACGUGUUUAGUCUGUGAUGUCGUGUAAAUACUUGCAACCCCUCAUCGCUGUCGUCCUGAUGAUUCCAACUAGCUAAAUGUUUGCCUGCUCCUUAAGUCGGGAGACUCUCCUCAAGCUCCUCUCCUCAGUGUGAAAGUCUUCUCUUGUUCCUGCUGCCAACCACCCAACUGUUUUUACCGAUAGGAGAUGUGAGGGAUCACCCCGAGGCACAGAGUGCAUGCAGGUCCCGUGCACAGCCUUGACAUUCAUUUUAGUCUUCUCCCCCCCCCCCCCCCCCCCCCCCCCCCCCCCCCCCCCCUCCUCUCCCUUCCCGUCUCCAUUCGACUGUGAGUUAUUCUGUGAUCUGUGGUUACUGUAAAGUUCCAGUCUGUCCAAGUUUAAACUGGUGAAAUAUCCAGAGACCCUCUUGUAGUGCAGGACAUCCCAUACUGAAAACGCUACUGUAUACUGCACCAGAGCACUGCAUGUGAACGCUUCUUACAAGUGUUUGAACCCUAAAAUAAUGUGAGUGUUCUCAGAUGUGUUCUCUUGCCCUAGAUCGGCCCGCCGGGCUGAAUUACUGUUCUAGUUCUACUGUAAAAUCUCUCGUCUGUGGUCUGCUGUUAUCAAUUGCAUGUUACUAUGAGGAUGACAAAUAAAUAUUAUAUAUAUUUCUAUAUAUAGUAUUUAUUUAAUAUAUACAUAUAUUGACUGUACAUUUCUCUGGAAAAAAAAAAAGUUACAAAUUGUUGAUUUGCUAGAUGUGCAAUACUUAAUGAGUAGUUAGCCAUUGCCAGAGCCAUGUUUCCUUGAGUUAACUGGCUUCACAGGGUGAAGAAUGUAAGAACGUGUUUUUGUUUUUCUAUAGUUCAUAUUGAUCGAGGUGAAUAUGAUGACGUCAGUCUGACUGUUUAAAGUUUGUCUUUUUAAGGUAAAUCAACUCCAAAUCACUUAUGGAAAAGAAAACAGCUGCUGUGUUGCUCUCCAUGGGUGAAGUGUUUGGAGUGUUUUGCACACAGGCCACGCCCCCAGUCUGUGAUGUCACAACAGGUGUCUUUAAACAACAGGUGGUGGAGAUGCUGCGCCUAACGUCAGAGAUGCUGCAGUAUCUUCUCCAUUUAAAUUCAGCCUCUAAAAGUCGUGUGAAAUGGCGUCGUUUGUAUGAUGAAGUGGAAACUAAACCGACCUGGCUCAGCUGGUGUUACACCAUAUUGUGUGUGACUGCAGGGGGCGCUGUUGCACGGACGUUGUCGUAUUUCUUUCGUUAAAACAGGUCAGUAUUUUUAUUUCCAUAUUAGACCACCUGAUAAAAGAACUGCAGCGGUGUCAUGUCAUGUCCAAUCAGAUGAAUUGAAACCCAGGCCUUCUGUGGCGGCGAUGACAAGAAAUGAUAGCGUAUAGUAUGAAGCUAACGUUCACGCAUCUAAACAGAUUUUAGCCUCAGCUAUUUCCUGAAGUUUUACCAACCAUAAUGAGGCCCAGUGAUUGACCGCAAAUUGUCAAACUGUCCCCGACUCAUCCUAAAGUGAGGCUUGAUCCUCCAGGCGAACUCCCGGACAAACUGGUGGUGACGUUUCUCCCUGUGAUUCUCCUCUUUCUGUGCCCACACUUGGGUCUCCAUUUCCCUGUGUCCAGGCCCCAGGUGCCCUCUAGGUUCAAAUCUGCACGUUUACUUCACAUCAAACCAUACAAAGAAAAAAACGCAGCAAUGUUAAAACCACGUUCGGUCUAAUCGAGGCAUUCGACUCUUAAUGACAUCACUACAAGGCCACCAGCGGAUGUAACAUCGGGAUUGACGAGGUUUCCUCCUCAUUGUGCCGACACUACUUGAACGCAGCGUGAGCGAUAUGUUCAGUCUGUCCUUCAUUCUUUACAACAGGUCAGCAGUUUCUUCAGUUUCCGGGUGCAGGGUCACAUUUUCUGAUGGCCUUUGUUAGAAAUAGUGACCUAUUGUGUGCCGUGCCUCUGUUGACCUGCACCUGGAAAUUUAGAAAUACUCACAUCUCAUUGGCCUUUACCCCUCGCCGGUUAUAAAGACUGAAGGAUACCAGAGGAAAACUCUCGAAGGUUAAGUCACAAAUUUGAACAUGUGACCCUGCUGUGUCUGAAGUUUAAAAAAUAUUUUAACAUUACCAGAGCUGCAUCUAACAGUCUUUCUUUAUUAUCUAGGAAUCUGCUGAUUAUUUCCGCGAUUAAUUAAAUAAUAUUUUGUCUAUUAAAUGUCAAGAAAAAGUGAAAAAUUCUUUCAUAAUUACCAAGAACCCAGAGACAUUUUCAGGUUUACUUGCAGCACCCAGAUCAGUAGUCACAGGUAUUUAUCAGCUCCAGCUCUGAUCGGCUACGAACAGCACUGAUGGAAAUACAACACCCAGGUGGACACACCAAUUUAAGCCCCUUGUGAGAUGCAAUGAUGGGCCUCAUACAAAUACCGUCCAUCUCCGCCCACCAGUGCUCGAAUAUCAAUCCAGAUUACGUCAGCACGGAGUUUGAAGGAGAGACUGAUUUAGUAAGAGAGAUACAAAACUACUGACCUGUUUUAUGGCCCGUCUGUGACAUCACAGGUGACACACCACUAAACAGAUGUCUACUCACCUACUGCAAGAACUCUGUACACAGCUCUUGUUUACUGGCAGUAGAAAACUUCACACUCUAUCACAGUGGUUCCCAACUGGUUCAGAUGUCUCCUUAGUCAUUAGUUCAAGGUCUACACAGUUUAAUAUACUCAGCGUCACACUUGUGUUUGGCCACGUCGUCGAGGUUGUUUGCUGUCUGUUAGUCACUCACUCUACAGCAGGAAACUGCACUUCAAAAUAAUGUGUGUUUUACAAAGUUGACACACUUGCGAGUCACUCGUGGUCCACUCAUAACGCGUCCACAACCCACUUUUGGACUGCGACUCACCAGUUGGGAACCACUGUUUUAUCAUUAAUGACAAAGUCUCACAAUUUAGAAACUCAAAGCAACAAAUGUGACAUUUCUGCUUGAGGAAUGACUAAAUCAUUUAUUUAAAUAUCACAAUAGUUUGCAAUUAAAUUUCUUUCAGUCAGUUUACCAACUAAUUGUGUGGCUCUAAUUAAUAAUUAAUUAAUUGGUGUGACAAUAUCCAGGCAACAUUUCCUCCUGCUGUCACCCUAAAAGUAGAAAAAUGCAAAAACAAUGCAGUUAACUUUAAUAGAAAACAGAGAGAACCAGUGCAUUCUGGGUAAAUAAAAGGGACUUAAACUGUCACGUCUUGGUCACAGAAUCUGGUGUAACAGCAGAACUGAAGGAAACAGCACUUCAAAAUAAAAGCUCUGUGCCAGAAAUUAACUACCUGAAAAUUAAGUGUGUUUUUUACAAACUUGACACGUUUGCGAGUCACUUGUGGUCAAUUCAGAGUGGAUCUGCGACCCUUUUUUGGACCACGACCCACCAGUUUGGAACCACUGCUGAUCAUACGUGACAAAAAAAGCAACAGUCUCACAUUGAAAAAAAAUUGAACCAGCAAAUGUGACCAUUUUUGCUUGAGAAAUGACUCAUAAUAAUUUGCGAUUAAUUUUAUUUCGAUCGACUAAUCGUGCAGCUCUAAUACCAAACACCACUUGUAGAAAGUGUGACGACAUCCAUGCACCAGUGCCUCCUGCUGUCACCUAAACGUAGAGGAAUCCAAAAAUUAUGCCGUUAACUAGAGAACAAAGAGAACCAGUGCAUUUUGGGUAUAUAAAGGGGACUUGGUCACAGACUCUGGUGUGACAGCAGGUCAUGUUUUGGAGCAGCCAAGGAUUUAAACACCUGUUUUCUCAUCACAGACUGGGCUGUGACAAACGUACAAAACCCUCCGAACGCAGCAGCAGCAGCAGCAGCAGCAGUUUUCCGCCCUGUGAUUGGUCGUUGAGCUGUGUUGAAGCCUAACAGCUGUGGUCACCUGCUCCCAGAGGAGAUCCAGUCUUACAUUGUGUCUGUUCUGUGAUCGUAAAGAACAGUUGGUCCGGUCGCCGGCCCCGUAAAUUUCACAGUGAGCGUGCGUGUGUGUGGGUUUGUGUGUGCUUGUGCGUCCGUGUGGUGAACAGUUUCUCCAGAUGAGCAAUAUAUCGGUACAGCUAUAUCACUGGAAGAUGUUUCUUUUUGAUUCUGACAUGCUUGUAAUUUUUUAGUGAUUUAACUGUGUGGAGGGAAACAAUGAGCAGGAUGUUCAGACGGUGCACAACUCCAUCUGAAGCAUCUCUGAAUGGGUCUGGGGACGGGACACAGCUCUUUAUGCUUGAGUUAAAAAGGACAUUUUUUUAAACUGGAGUAUUGCAACUCAUCUCUGUCAUUGUGCGAGCCGGCUGCUGUAACCAGAGGGAAUAAAUGAAAUGAGAUGCCAGGUGUAAGUAUUCCAGUAUUUGAAAAAGUAUUUAUAGAAUAUGUACAGCUUUGGCAAUAUAAUAAAGUUAUCGCAAAUAAAGCUCA
Molecule: messenger RNA, 10342 nt
Organism: Epinephelus lanceolatus (giant grouper)
Lineage: Eukaryota; Metazoa; Chordata; Actinopteri; Perciformes; Serranidae
Source: RefSeq, a predicted model, not a curated record